Molecule: messenger RNA, 879 nt
Organism: Grammomys surdaster
Lineage: Eukaryota; Metazoa; Chordata; Mammalia; Rodentia; Muridae
Product: pyrethroid hydrolase Ces2a-like
Exons: 4
Coding region: 49-879 (276 amino acids)
Cellular component (GO): intracellular membrane-bounded organelle
Molecular function (GO): carboxylic ester hydrolase activity
Source: RefSeq, a predicted model, not a curated record
CAACCUGCUCCAGAACUGAGACCACCCAGCUUACCUCCUCCAUGUAUCAUGGUGAUGACAAGGGAGAAAUUCCCAAUUGUGGUGACAGCUAAUGACAUCUCUCUACUUACAGGCCAGGACUCAGCCAGUCCCAUCAGGAAUACACACACAGGCCAGGUGAGAGGCAGCUUUGUCCACAUGAGGGACACUAAAGCUGGUGUCCAUACCUUCCUGGGAAUUCCCUUUGCCAAGCCUCCUGUAGGACCACUGCGCUUUGCACCUCCUGAGGACCCUGAGCCAUGGAGUGGUAUAAGGGAUGCAACCUCAGAGCCGGCCAUGUGUCUGCAGACUGAUAUGAUGAAUUCAGAGGAAAUGAAAGAGAUGAAGCUGACCUUGAGUCCCAUCCCUAUGUCUGAGGACUGCCUGUAUCUCAACGUCUACACACCAGCCCAUGCCCAUGAGGGCUCUAACCUGCCUGUGAUGGUGUGGAUCCACGGUGGUGGACUGACUGUAGGAUGGGCUUCUGUGAAUGAUGGAUCCACACUGGCAGCUACUGAGGAAAUAGUAGUUGUCUCCAUCCAGUAUCGCUUGGGUAUCCUUGGCUUCUUCAGCACUGGAGACCAGCAUGCCAGAGGCAACUGGGGAUACCUGGAUCAAGUGGCAGCCCUACGCUGGGUGCAGAAAAAUAUCGCUUACUUUGGAGGCAACCGUGACAGGGUCACUAUAUUUGGCGUCUCAGCAGGAGGCACAAGUGUGUCAUCCCAUGUUGUGUCUCCAAUGUCCCAAGGACUCUUUCAUGGAGCCAUUAUGCAGAGUGGAGUGGUCCUGCUGCCUGACCUCAUUUCUGACACUUCUGAGGGGAUCUACAAGGUAAGUGCCCUCAAGAACACCAGCCCCUAG